Messenger RNA from Culex quinquefasciatus (southern house mosquito), 1565 nucleotides. RefSeq names its product 45 kDa calcium-binding protein (gene myd). Lineage: Eukaryota; Metazoa; Arthropoda; Insecta; Diptera; Culicidae. The coding region runs from base 380 to 1390 and encodes 336 amino acids. Gene Ontology annotation, biological process: calcium-ion regulated exocytosis. The transcript has 3 exons. Gene Ontology annotation, cellular component: endoplasmic reticulum. Gene Ontology annotation, molecular function: calcium ion binding. The record is from RefSeq and is a predicted model, not a curated record.
CAUGCUGUCUGCGGCUGUCUGUCUAUACCUUUAACCACUAUAGUUUCUCUUUCACUUUUCAUUAUUCGGUUUAGUAUGUCAGCAGCAGCAGCAGUAUAGUGUCGUUGUCGUCGUUGUCGUAAUGGGUGCAAGAACAAGUUUAAUAACAAUUUAAUCGACGCCAUUGCCAGGCUCCAAAACACACCCGCAAUGUGAAUCUGGUGAAUGCCAACGGGGCAACAAAACCAGUCUGUAUUGUGCAACAUGUGGAAUUGAUUACGGAAUCUCGCGUGAACCACGAAACGACGCGUCAACAUAUGGCAAAUUAAGAGGGGGGUUUCCCAGUAGACUCGUGAAUCCGACUAAACAAACGCCAUAUCAAAAGUGACCCCCGAAAAAAAUGGGUCUGAUCGUUAAACUGUUACGUAACGCGAAAAUACCGCGCUGGUCAACGUUGGUGCCGGUGCUGUUCUAUCUAGCGUUCAUCAGCUGCGUCCUGAUGCUGGCAUUUCCGGCAUCCAGUCCGACGAUCCCGGCGGAGGCAGCUGCUAGGAAAACAAACCAAGGCACAGGCGACGACAUUGGUCUGCUAGACACCGACGGGAUAUACAAUGUAGACGAGAGUGCGACCCAGGAGCUGACUGAUGCGUUCAAUAAGGCAGACACCAACGGCGACAAGCGCCUCAACGUGCAGGAACUUGCCAAAUAUAUCAACUUCAAGAUACGGGACCACAUCGAUACCGCCAUUCGGUCCAAUCCGACGACGUUCGUGGAAAUUGACCUCAAACCACGGGAUGGUUUAAUCAGCUGGGACGAGUAUCAAACAUAUUCCUUGCGCGAGCGAGGCCUCGACGAUUCGUACAAGAAGAAAAAGGCCUUCGACACGUUGGACCGAAAGGUAAAGGAAUCCAUUGCCAGGGACAAAGCACUGUGGAUGGAAGCGGCCAGAACAGAUCCGAUGAGCUUGACGUUGGACGAGUUUCUCGCGUUCCGACAUCCGGAAUCGAGCACGGCUAAUAUGCUAAACUUGGUGAGCGAGAUUCUGAUGCAGUUUGACUCCGACGGAGACGAUAAACUUACGAUGGCUGAGUUUUCCGACGUGUUGCCCAACGGAGUGGCGGACAUUAGCAGCAAGAAGAUCAUUCUGUCGCAAAGUGAACGCGAACGGAAGGCCGAGUUUAAGAAGAUUAUUGACAAGAACAAGGACGGCAAAGCCGAUCGGGGAGAACUCUUGGCGUACGUGGAUCCCCGUCAUCCCCGGUAUGCCAUCCAGGAAGCCUCGACACUGUUCAGUUUGGCGGACAAGAACACCGAUCGAUUGCUUACCCUGCCAGAGAUAAUCGCAAAAUCGUCCAUUUUUAUCUCAUCAAAGAUGGUCAACACAGCGGAAAGCUUUCACGAUGAGUUCUGAACAGCACCAGCAAGAAAUUGGAAUGUGAUAUUCUGUUUAUGUUUAGGAUUGUGAAUAGCACUAAAGUGUGCUGCAAAAAAACUGUGAAUUGCAUAUUAAUAAGUAGAUAUUAGCACGGCGUGUAUUCUAGUAGACAAUAUGAUAAAUAAAACACAUGACAUAGAUUACGCUUUAA